AUGGCUCCUACCUCCUCUCCCGAUAGUGUUGACUCCGCUGCCUUUCCUGGCUUCAAGAAACGCGCUCCGUCUAUCCAAACACCCAGUCCAGGAACUCCCUCCGGUGCAGACCAGAGCUUGUUUACCUCCGCAACAGACGGGUCCCAGUCAAGCAACAUCGCCUCCUCGCCAUUGGGGCCUUUGCGCUUGCAGGCUGUCGACAACAACCCUUUCAUCAGGGCCAAUAAUAACGGUCGCACAGACCUCCAACAGCAGCAGGCCCUUCUCAACGGGUAUCAUGCAUUGAAGAUUGACCAUGCUCGUCUUGAAACAGAAGUUGAGCGUCUUCUUAUGACCAAGCACGUACUUCAAGAGAACGCCGUGGAAAGCCUCGCUGCGAAUGUCAAGCUCAAUGCCGAGAUGACCGAGCUCAAGGAGCAGUUGGCCGAGGGAGAAGAACUUAUGGACCAGCAGAAAGACAAAGAAGCUGGCCUUAGAGCGAAGAUUUUCGAGGCUAGAAAAGGGCGAGAACACAUGUUGGCUCAGCUCGUGGCGAUUCGCAAAGAGUUGUCGUCCGAGAAGAGGGAACGACAGCGCCGAAUGGAACAGAGCGAAAAGGGCGUUUCAAAAGCUAAAUUGAAGAUCGUCUCUCUUGUCAAGGACCUCCAGAACCUCAUUGAUGUCAUCGACGAAGUUGAGGAGAAGUUGGAUGACUCGGACCAGCGUGAUAUUUCUAUGCGGUCUGGGUGGGUGGACACAAGCCUGUUGGACGCCGCUGAUAUGAGCUACUAA
Messenger RNA from Mycena indigotica, 771 nucleotides. RefSeq lists its product as uncharacterized. The transcript is spliced from 3 exons. The coding region runs from base 1 to 771 and encodes 256 amino acids. Lineage: Eukaryota; Fungi; Basidiomycota; Agaricomycetes; Agaricales; Mycenaceae. The record is from RefSeq and is a predicted model, not a curated record.